AUGGAAACGGAAGAUGUAAAUGAGUGUGAGGAGACUAACGGAGGCUGUGAGGCUCUUUGCUGCAACACCAUCGGCAGCUUCUACUGCAGGUGUCAAUCUGGUCAGCAGCUGAAGGACGACGGCAAGACCUGCCAAGAUAUUGAUGAGUGCCAGGUCUAUAACGGGGGCUGCCAGCACAGAUGCGUGAACACCAGGGGCUCCUACCAUUGUGAAUGCAACCCAGGCUCUCGACUCCAUGUGGAUGCACGCACCUGCAUUGCUGUCCAAUCAUGUGGCAUCAGUAAUGGAGGAUGUGAGCAUUUCUGUGUACAGCAGUCCCCUACUGCCAUCCGCUGCCACUGUAGAGCCAACUAUGUGCUUGCUGAGGACGGAAAGCACUGCAAACUGGAGAAUCCAUGUCUAGAUAAAAAUGGCGGCUGCCAGCAAGACUGUCUUGUUAAUGGUAGCAAGACCCACUGUGACUGUAGAAAUGGGUACAAGCUGGCAGAGGACAGGAAGAGCUGUGAGGAUAUUGAUGAGUGUGAGUCUGAACAGUCGGGUUGUGCUCAUGGCUGCCACAACACCCUGGGCUCCUUCGCCUGUGUGUGUUACACUGCCUACGAGCUGGGAGCAGAUGGACGCCGGUGCUACCGGAUUGAGAUGGAGAUCGUCAGCAGCUGUGAGAGAAACAACGGAGGCUGCUCCCAUCACUGCCAGCACUCAACUGGCGGCCCUGUCUGCAGCUGUAACCAGGGUUAUCGACUGGAGGAUGACCUCAAGACCUGUGUUGACCUGGACGAGUGUGGAGAGGCAAGCUCAUGCUGCGAGCAGGACUGUACCAACUACCCUGGGGGCUAUGAGUGCUACUGCACAGCGGGCUACCACCUCAACUCAGAUGGAUGUAGCUGUGAUGAUGUGGAUGAGUGUCUGGCGGCUAACGGUGGCUGUGAUCACACAUGCCAGAACACCGCCGGCUCCUUCCAGUGUUUCUGCCGCCAGGGCUUCCGUCUGGACGAGGACCGAAGCUCCUGUGAAUUGCUGGGGAAUACAGUUGAGGCCCUGUCUAGUGGGGGACAGGAUGCUGUGGGGUCUCUGCCUCAGCUCCAGCUCGCCCUGCUGCAGGACUACAACCAGCCCCUGGAGCGCUAUGACGACUAUGAGGAUGAUGAUGCUGGAGAGCUGCUGGCUGAGAGCACGCUAGCAGAGAAAUUUGUGUGUCUGAACAACACCUUUGGCCAUGACUGCAGCCUGACCUGUGAGGACUGCUCUAACGGAGGGCUGUGUGGCCAAGGGAGAGAUGGAUGUCACUGUCCCGAUGGAUGGACAGGCCUCAUCUGCAACCAGACUUGUCCCGAGGGAUCAUUCGGCAGUAACUGCUCGUUCCCCUGUAAGUGUAAGAACGGAGCCACCUGUGACCCUGUCAAUGGGAACUGUCGCUGCCCACCUGGGGUCAGUGGAGACAUGUGCCAGGAUGGCUGUCCUAAGGGCUUCUAUGGGAAACAGUGCAAUAAGAAGUGUAACUGUGCCAAUAAUGGGCGCUGCCACCGCACCUACGGAGCCUGUCUGUGUGACCCUGGACUCUACGGGAGGUUCUGCCAUCUAGCAUGUCCCAAGUGGGCCUUUGGACCAGGCUGUUCAGAGGAGUGUCAGUGUGUCCAACAGAACACUCUGGAGUGUCACCGUCGCCACGGCACCUGCGUCUGCAAGCCUGGUUGGCUAGGCAACGCAUGCAGAGAAGAGUGUGACCCAGGCACGUUUGGCCCAGGCUGUGAGAACAAGUGUGAGUGCCCGCCAAGAGUGUCUUGUGAUCAUGUGACUGGGCAGUGCCAACGUUUGUGCCCGGCUGGUCGCCGUGGAGACAACUGUGAUCAAGACUGUCCAGAGGGGAGGUUUGGGCCAAGCUGCACUCAGGCCUGUGACUGCUCAGGGGCCCCAUGUGACAGAGUGAGUGGCCAGUGCCAGUGUCCUGCAGGAACAUCAGGAAAACGCUGUGAGAAUGUGUGUGUGGAGGGCUUCUGGGGCGUGGGCUGCCGUGAGGCCUGUCCAGCCUGUGAGAAUGGAGGAGUGUGUGACAAACACAACGGGACGUGUUCCUGUCCUCCUGGGUACAUGGACAGGCUCUGUCAGAACUCAUGUCCGACAGGAUGGUUUGGUGUUGGAUGCCAGCUGCGCUGCAUGUGUGAAAACAGCGGGCGCUGCCACCCUGCCACGGGCCGUUGUACCUGUGCCCCUGGCUGGGCUGGACACAACUGCAGGAAAGCCUGUGAUGCCGGGCAAUGGGGGGUGGACUGUGCUGAGAAAUGUGACUGUAAGGAUAGUGACGGGAGCUGUGACGCGGUGACGGGCCAGUGUAACUGUGAGGCCGGCUACACAGGGACACAAUGCCAUGACAAGUGUCCAGUGGGCUCUUUUGGGCUAGGCUGUAGGCAUCACUGUCAGUGUGACAACAAGGGGACAUGUGACCAUGUGAGCGGAGCCUGCACCUGUCUGGUGGGCUGGACUGGAACCUUCUGUGAGAAACCCUGUCCCCAGGGCUUCUAUGGGUUGGACUGCCAGGAGAAGUGUGUGUGUCUGAACGGAGGUCACUGCAACCAUGUCACUGGGGUGUGUGUGUGUCCUGCUGGUUGGAUUGGUCCUACCUGCAACCUGACAUGCCAGGCUGGUUUCUAUGGGGAGGGCUGUAACCAAACCUGCGGUUGCCAUAACAAUGGUAGCUGCCACCCGGCGAGUGGGCAGUGUGUGUGUACACCCGGCUGGACAGGGCCAAGCUGCUUACAGGAAUGCCCAGUAGGCUUCUAUGGAGCAGACUGCCGCCAGCGUUGCCUGUGCCAGAAUGGAGCCACGUGUGACCAAAUCAGUGGGCAGUGUAUGUGUGCCAACGGGUGGAUGGGCACAGCCUGUGAGCUAGAGUGUGGAGCGGGGCGGUUUGGGGCCGACUGCCAGCAGCAGUGUCAGUGUGAGAACGGGGGACAGUGUGACAGACAGAUGGGCAAGUGCAACUGUCGUCCUGGCUGGGUCGGAAAGCGCUGUGAAAAAGCCUGUGGGUCGGGCCUGUUUGGAGCUGGCUGUGAGGAGAGCUGUCAGUGUGAGCAUGAAGCCCCCUGUCACCACGUCACCGGGCACUGCCUCUGUCCACCAGGUUGGAGGGGAACCCUUUGUGACAAAGCCUGUCUACCUGGCACCCAUGGCAAGGGCUGUGUGCAACACUGCACCUGUCCCCAGGGUACUUCCUGUCACCAUGUCUCUGGGGAGUGUGGCUGUCCCGCUGGAUUCACUGGCAAUGGCUGUGAACAGUCCUGUCUGUCAGGGACAUAUGGGCUCAACUGUAACCAGGUGUGCCAGUGUUCUGAGACCAACCAGCUCUGCCACCCAGUGACUGGGUUGUGUUACUGCGCCCCAGGCUUCCAGGGUCCUAAAUGUAACCAGGGGUGUGUGGAAGGUCGGUAUGGUCCCAACUGCGAGCGAGAGUGCCGGUGUCAAAACGGUGGGAAGUGCAGCUCCACCACUGGCACCUGUGAAUGUACAGCAGGGUUCAUCGGAGCACACUGCAACAUCACAUGCCCAGCGGGACGUUAUGGGCAGGAAUGUGCCCGCGUGGUGCUGUGUGGAGAGGGGGCACAGAAUGACCCUGUCACUGGUAGAUGUCAUUGCAGCCCUGGACGAAGAGGAGAGGACUGUGGACAAGGCUGUGCUCCUGGAUGGUUUGGAGGGGACUGUGCUCAGCGCUGUAACUGCAGUAACGGAGGACUGUGUGACUCUGUGUCUGGAAACUGUACCUGUGGUCUGGGCUGGACCGGGCCUCACUGUGAUACAGAAUGUCCUCCGGGGACGUUUGGAGCUAGCUGCCAGCUGAAGUGUGACUGCCGGAACAACGGAACCUGUGACAGGUUGACAGGAACCUGCCUGUGUAUCCCGGGAUACUACGGACAUCAGUGUGAAAAUGCGUGCCCCCCUGGUCUCCAUGGCCCUCUGUGCCAGCUCCAGUGUGACUGUCUGAACGGGGCGUCCUGCCAUCCCUCCACAGGCCUUUGUGUGUGUCCUCCUGGGUACCACAGCUCCCGCUGUCACAGAGAGUGUCACCAGGGCAGGUUUGGUGUGAACUGUGCCAAGUCAUGUGACUGUGUGGAGGGCACGCCCUGUGACCCUGUGAAUGGCAGGUGUCUGUGCACCUCAGGGAAGACUGGACCCAGGUGUGACAUUGACUGCAAAGCAAACCGCUAUGGACCAGACUGCACAGAGAGGUGUGAGUGUGACAACGGGGCUUACUGUGACCAUCGGAACGGACGCUGCACCUGUCUCAACAGCUGGAUCGGACUCACCUGUCAGGAAGGUGGGCCUCCACGCCUCCCCUACAGAAGCAGGAGGGAGGAUAAAUCACAUCUGGACAAUAACGCGUUAUAGCACCCUCUUUUGGUUGGAGGCUCCAAUCCCCUCAACAAGCCUUCGACUGUAAGAGGCUGAGGUAGUAGCACAAGCUUCACUGAAGCCGAACUGAAGUGGAUUAAAAGUGUGGAUAUUAUUUCAGACAUACACACCCCAACAGGAAAGGAUACUGCUGCGCCCAAGUAGCUGGAUGACAGACAUAGAGAAAUAGACUCUAAGGAGAAAUGUACUCUGUGUUUGCUCUGGGGUGGACAAUGCUUUGGUGUGCGUGCGUAUCUGUGUUUUGAACUGUGCAGGGCUUUUUAUUGUGUGUGUAGUGUAUAUGUACAGCUCCCACGCAGGCAUGGCCUGACUCAUCAGUGAUGAGGUACUGGAUGUUGUGACCUCCUUUCUGGUAGUUAGAGGGAGGUCGGAGGACAGGGGUUACCAGGACUACCCUCCUCUGCACACUCCCAUCCUGGACAAAGAACCUGUGGGAUGUAGGAGAUGUGUGUGGAGACAGGGGCUAAAUGUCCAACACUAACACACAUUCUUGAUUUCAGAGAUCCACCAACUCACUCUGCUGUUCUUGAGAUAUUUGUUUUGUAUACUUGGCAAUGUUAAAAUAUUUUAUGUUUAGUAUUUUUGUAAUUUCCCCCUGGAAUUUUGAUGGAAUUUGUGGAUAUACCAUAUGUAUAUGUGGCAUUAUUUUCAGAGCAACCACUAUACAAAUGCAUUGACUUUUACAUCAUAUACUGUAAAUUAUUCAUUUAUAUGUAAUCUGUUCUUACGAAGCCAUCAAAGCCAAUACGUCACCCAUCAAAACCAAUCCAUGACCCAUGUAUCUAAGGUUUUAGUAUAGUAUAGUAGUAGAUGAGAUUAAUCCCUAUCAUACAAUGUAAAGUGUUUUGAGCACCUGAAAAAGUGCUUUAUAAAUCCAGUCCAGUAUAAUGUCUAUUGCCAGUUAAUCUUGGUUAACCCAGAACAAAAAUCUUGCUUAAUUUGCUCAGAUGCUCGUAGAAUGUCCAUGAGAUACAUUUUCAGUAAAUGCAGUAGUUAUGUUUGAUGUACAGUAUAUGAAGUGACUUGUUAUACACGUUGGUGCUAUUGUGCUUUAAUCCACUGUAUGUUGACCAGUAGCCAGUAGAUUAACUACAUUCUGUUCAGUACAUUUGUGUUUACUACAGUGUUUGAUUGGGCAAUUCUGAUCCAUAUCCUCAAAGUUUAGUUCACCCCUUUGGAUUGCACAGUGAAUCAGGAACCAUAUGGCCCGAGCUGAUAGUUGGCUCAUCCCGGUCAUAUUAUACAGUACCUUGUUUGUUUUUACGUGUAUAGAGUGCUCUUACAUACAGUACCAGUCAAAGGUUUGGACACACCUACUAAUUGAAGGGUUUUUCUUUAUUUUUACUA
Molecule: messenger RNA, 5751 nt
Organism: Coregonus clupeaformis (lake whitefish)
Lineage: Eukaryota; Metazoa; Chordata; Actinopteri; Salmoniformes; Salmonidae
Product: multiple epidermal growth factor-like domains protein 6
Exons: 35
Coding region: 1-4380 (1459 amino acids)
Molecular function (GO): scavenger receptor activity; calcium ion binding
Source: RefSeq, a predicted model, not a curated record